Molecule: messenger RNA, 2676 nt
Organism: Lasiosphaeria miniovina
Lineage: Eukaryota; Fungi; Ascomycota; Sordariomycetes; Sordariales; Lasiosphaeriaceae
Exons: 3
Coding region: 1-2676 (891 amino acids)
Biological process (GO): proteolysis
Molecular function (GO): serine-type endopeptidase activity
Source: RefSeq, a predicted model, not a curated record
AUGUCGUCCACCAUCGAAAGCUCCCUCCAGCAAAAAGGCGUGUUCGGGGCAACCUGGACCGUGGGCAAGCCAAGCGACCUGACACCAGCCGAUUCCGAGUCCACCUUCACCAUCGGAGACUACGGCGAGGCGGUGUUUGAGCCCGACAACCGCAAGCCCGUCGACCCCAGCGACUACCAAGAUGGCGGCAAAUAUCGCUCCAUUGUCAAAAUCAUGAUGAAGUAUGAGGGCAUGGGCGCCAACGACAACCGCUGGGCCAUUGGCUCGGGCUAUCUCAUCUCGCCAGACACAUUCAUCACGGCCGGCCACUGCGUGUUCGACCACAGCGGCGAGGGCACCGGCUUCGGCCGCGUCACGCUGAUGAAGGUGUACAUCGGCUACCGCGGCCGGGCGUCGGUCGACGGCGCCGACAGCAUCGUGCAGGCGCGCACGGCCGUCAAGGUCGUGACGACGUCUGAAUGGGUGCUCAACUCGGACCGCACGCGCGACGUGGCCUUUGUCAAGGUUGACAGCCCCUUCACGGGCAGCACCAACAAGAAGGGCGAGAGCGGGCUGCGCACCUUCGUCUUCCAGGAGACGCCGAUCCGGGAGCGCGGGUCGCUGCUCUGCGUCGUCGGCUACCCCGGCGACAAGUACUACAACGACGAGAAGGGCGCGCAGAUGUACGAGCUGAGCGAGACGGUCAGCUACGACCUCGAGACCAAGACCAACCCGCUGCACAUGCUGCAGUACCCCAUCUCGACCUUCAAGGGCCAGUCGGGCGCGCCCGUCAUCCGCAAGGGCGAGACCAUGGUCGCUGGACGCCAGACCGUCAUCGGCACGCACUGCUACGGCGGAGAGAGCCUCAACUCGGCCAGCGUCAUCAACGGCCAGUACGGCCCCAACUACCCCACCUUCAUCAAGGCCCUCGUCGCCGCGAACCCCCUGGUCAAGGACAUCACCAAGAGCACGCGUCCCAGCAACACCGAGUCGGGCACCGAGGGCGGCACCACCGGGGGCGGAUCCACCGAGAGCGGCGGCACCGAGAGCGGCGGCACCGAGAGCGGCGGCACCGAGAGCGGCGAGACCGAGGGCUUCCUGGACGUGCUCAAGAGCAUCGGGCGCGUCAUCAGCCCCAUCGCGCAGACGGCGCUGUCGUUCGCCUCGCCGCUCCUCGGACCCCUGGGCGCGCCCGUGUCGGCCAUCGGCAGCAUCGCGCUCGGCGCGCUCGACAAGGCCGUGUCCGAGUCAGACCUCGGCAACGGCCCCGCCAGCCCCGGCGCCGGUCCCACGGGCAUCGCGUCGCGCAUCACGCUCGAGGCUGGACGCGCCGAGCGCGCCGUCAUCGCCGAGGCGGCGCUGCAGACGGUGCUGCGCAUGGAGCACGGCCGCACCAGCAAGGGCAUCUUCGACCGCAUGGCCAAGAAGUACGCCGAGUCGGGCUUCACGACCGCGCAGGCCGAGACUAUCGGGCCCAAGCUCGUCCCCCUGCUGUCGCAGGCGGGCCUCCGCGUCGCCGUCACCGAGAGCCUCCUCACCAAGGAAACCGAGUUCGGCCCCGUGCGCAAGCCCGUCGCCGUCAGCGCCGCCGAGGCCGCGCUCGACUCGGGCGACGCCAACGGCGAGAGCUUCCUCAAGGCCGUCGGCGAGAGCGACGUGCAAGUGCUGCGCGAGUCGGACACCGCCACGUCCGGCAAAAGCGAGUCGGGCACCGAAGCCGGCGGGCUGUCCGAGAGCGACAGCGAGGCCUUCUUCGACGGGCUGGGCGCGUUCCUCAGCAAGGGUCUGCAGCUGGCCAAGCCGGUGCUGCUGACGGGCACGCGGGCUGGGCUCAAGAAGCUCGACGAGAUUCUCGCCAAGAGCCAGGACCCGCUGACCGAGUCGCUGCUGGACGAGAGCGACACGACCGACAUCAGCAACCCGAUCACGGACGAGAAGGCCGCGGCGCUGCUGGCGACGCGCGCCGUCGUCGCCGAGUGCGCACUGCAGGCGGUGCUCGAGGCCGACAUGGCCGACCUCAAGGCCAGCGUGACGCUCGGCGACAGCAGCACCGUCGCGCCCGAGGGCUUCCUGGACGGCCUGCUCAAGACGGUGCAGAAGAUCGGGCCGGCCGUGCUCAAGGUCGCACCGGCGGUCCUGCGCACUGCCGUGCCAGUGCUGCUCAACGCUGUGGCGCCGCAGGCUGAGGCCGGAUUCAAUGGCUUGCCCAACGACGUCGUGCCGCUCGCGCCCAUCCGCCCGGUCCCUGUCGACCGCGCAAAGAAGCUCGCCGCCAUCAACGGCUUCAGCAACGCCAACGGCAUCAACGGCCACGCCGCCCAGGUAAGCAAAGUUUCGGUUUCGAGUGGUGCGCGGCGCGUGCAGAGGCGCGUCGAGUUCGUCGCGCUUCCGUCUCGGCCGCCUCCGCCUCCCCAGCCCCAGCCCCAGUCCCCGCCCGUGGCGAUGAUGGCGAUGGCCAUGCCGUCGGUCUCGUUUGGUUCUUCUCCCGGCAACGGUGAGCAGGAGCAGCGGUCUACGCAGGAUGCAGGCGCGGGAGCCGACGAGGGCGAUGUUGAGGAGGCGCCGAUCGAGGGCGGCGAGGGUGGUGACAAAUUGCCGCCAUCGCAUCCAAGUUCAGGCAGUCAUUGCCACCCGCCUCGCAUCGACGACGGCAACCGCGACGGCGUCGACUGGGUCGGGUCCGAGUGUGUGGCCUGA